This is a messenger RNA of Penaeus monodon (black tiger shrimp), 9074 nucleotides long. RefSeq names its product tetratricopeptide repeat protein 28-like. The record is from RefSeq and is a predicted model, not a curated record. Lineage: Eukaryota; Metazoa; Arthropoda; Malacostraca; Decapoda; Penaeidae. Gene Ontology annotation, molecular function: protein binding.
UGAUGCGUACAGAAGGAUAGACGAACGGGCAUGAAAAAAACAAAAAGAAAGCAGAAAAACAAAAACAAAACCAGAAAAAAAACGGCCAUGAAAAAAAAAAGUCCAAGCGGACGGACGAACGGACAUGCCGACGGAUAGACAAGCGGACGGACGGAUAGACGAACGGACAUGCCAGCGGACGGACGGAUAGACGAACUGACGGACGUACGGAUGGGACCGCAGUCAGCAGAGGCAGCCAAGACGUCAGUGGCGCUCGGGAGGUCGGAGGGAGAAGGCGGGUGGAUGAACGCAGGUCCUGUGUGUGCGUCCGCGUCCGUGUGCGUGUGUGUGUGUGGCAGCGGAGAGGAAGAGAGAGAGAGAGAGAGAGAGCCUCGAGUGUGCGCAUAACGGCUGAGCUUCUCUCGUUCCUCCUUUCCUGCCGUUCUUUCCCGUUCUUUCUCGCGGAGACGAAAGACGAUGCUCACGAUGCGCCGGAUACAUAACGGGGAUUCGAGUACGUAAUGGACACUCAGCGCCGGCGAUUGGAGGGAGAGGAAAGGGCGAUUGGCGAGUCUCCGUUCUUCCGCAAGGUGGGCGUCCCCUGCUAGUGGUGGUGAUGAAGUGUUGGAGGCGAAGUGAGAGUGGUGGUCGGUGGUGGUGAUCUCCGUGCGGUGGAGGAGAUGAGACUGGGGAAGGAGGGAUGAUAAAGGGAGGAAACUGGAGAGUAAGAAGGAUAAAGUGGUGAUGAAGGAUGAAACUUGGAAAUAAAGGAUAAAGUUGGUGAGGAAGGAUAAGACUAGAAAAUCAUGGAUGAAGCGAAGGUGAGAAGAGAAAUCGUACGCGAAUCGGCAGAGGAAGUGAUUUGUAAAUAUAGAAAAAGGAAUUUCGAAAUGAGCUUAAUCCACGUGCAAACUCAUACUGCCUAAUCAAAAAACAAAGAACAAAAAAACAAAAAACAAACAUAUAAACAGAACAAACACACACGACAUUUUACCAAACUUUUAAACGCGUGACAUGCCAGUCAAAAACUACACCCACACACACAAGCAGACAUCAUAAACCUCAUUAUAAACCUUAUUACAAACACACACUUUAAAAAAAAGCUUAUCGGAACUAAAACACGCUAUACCUCAAAACAAUGACUUCAAGACAGUGCUAAACCCUCGCCAAGGUCAGUUCGUAAGGGCGGUUCUGUGCCAUGACGCUAUGAUAUCAAGCAAAGAGUCACUCGCUAUGGAUCGGCUUGACCUUAGAAAGAAACUCAACGCUACUAAAGGUCUUCCCAAGUUGGAGGUUGACGGCGAGGCAGAAGGCGGGGGGUCGAAGGCCUUGUUCCUGGAAAAGGUGCGCCAGAGCAAUGCCGCGUGCCAGUCCGGAGACUUCGAGACCGCCGUGGCACUCUACACCGAGGCCAUCGCGCUCGACCCCCACAACCACAUCCUCUACUCCAACCGCUCCGCCGCCCACAUCAAGCUCGCCAAGUUCGCCCACGCCCUUCAGGAUGCCACCAAGGCGCGCGAGCUCAACCCCAAGUGGCCCAAGGCCGUCUCCUACAUGCAGCAGGACCUCGCGGUGGCCAAGUCACUCGGCGACAUCGCGGGCGAGUGUCGGGCGCAUGGCAACCUCGGCAGCGCCUACUUCAGCAAAGGCAACUACAAGGAGGCCCUGACGUCACACCGGUACCAGCUGGUCCUCGCCAUGAAGUGCAAGGACACGCAGGCAGCGGCGUCGGCGCUAACCAGCCUCGGCCACGUGUACACAGCCAUCGGCGACUACCCGAACGCGCUGGCGUCGCACAAGCAGUGCGUGCAGCUGGUCAAGCAGAUGGGCGACAAGCUGCAGGAGGCGCGCGAGAUCGGCAACGUGGGCGCCGUGUACCUGGCCAUGGGCGACUUCGACAGCGCCGUCGACUGCCACAUGGAGCACCUGCGCAUCGCCAAGCACCUCAGCAACAAGGUGGAGGAGGCGCGCGCCUACAGCAACCUGGGCUCCAGCCACCACUACAAGCGCAACUUCGACCAGGCCAUCGCCUUCCACAACCACGUGCUGCGGAUCGCGCAGGACCUGGGUGACAGGACCAUCGAGGCGCGCGCCUACGCGGGCCUGGGCCACGCAGCGCGCUGCAUGAGCGACUACGGCCAGGCGCAGCGCUGGCACGAGAAGCAGCUGGACAUGGCGCUCAGCACCAAGGACAAGGUGGCGGAGGGCCGGGCCUGCUCCAACCUGGGCAUCGUGUACCAGCUGAUGGGGCACCACGACGCGGCGCUCAAGCUGCACCAGGCGCACCUGAACAUCGCGCGGCUGCUACAGGACCGCGCGGGCAUGGGCCGCGCCUACGGCAACAUCGGCAACGCGUACUCGGCCAUGGGCUACUAUGAGCAGGCCAUCAAGUACCACAAGCAGGAGCUGACCAUCAGCAAGGAGGUGAACGACCGCAUGAGCGAGGCCUCGACGCACGGCAACCUGGCCGUGGCCUACCAGGCGCUGGGCAUGCACGAGAUGGCGCUGCUACACUACCACUCGCACCUCAACAUCGCCCGCGAGCUCAAGGACACGGCCGGCGAGGCCUGCGCGCUCCUCAACCUCGGCAACUGCCACUCGUCGCGCGGGGAGUUCGCGCAGGCCGUGCCCUACUACGAGCAGUACCUCAUGCUGUCGCAGGAGCUGCACGACACCGAGGGCGAGGCGAGGGCGUGCCACUUCCUCGGCUACGCCCACUACUGCCUCGGCAACUUCAAGGAAGCCAUCAGGUACUACGACCAGGACCUGGCGCUGGCGAAGGACCUGCAGGACCGCAAGUCGAUGGGGAGAGCCUACUGCAACCUCGGCCUGGCACACCUGGCCCUCGGCAACUCGGAGACGGCCCUCGAGUGCCAGAAGUACUUCCUGGCCCUGGCGCACAUGAUGAAGCACCUGCAGGGCAAGUUCCGCGCCCUCGGCAACAUCGGAGACGUGCUCAUGAAGAUGAAGAACUACGACGAGGCAGUGAAGGUUUACCAGAAGCAGCUGGUCCUCGCCAAGCAGUCACGUGACAAGGUCCUCGAGGCCUCGGCGUACGGCGCGCUCGGCCUCGCGCACCGCCUCCUCAAGUGCUUCGACAAGGCCCUCGGCUACCACACGCAGGAGCUGACGAUCCGGCAGGAGAUGGGAGACAUCAAGGGCGAGUGCAAGGCCCACGGCCACCUGGGCGCCGUCCACAUGUCGCUCGCCAACUACACCAACGCUAUGAAGUGCUAUCAGGAGCAGCUGGAGCGAGCGAAGGAGCUCAAGGACGCCGCCAUGGAGGCCCAGGCGUUCGGCAACCUGGGCAUCGCGAGGCUCAACAUGGGCCACUUCGAGGACGCCAUCGGCUACCUGGAGCAGCAGCUGGCCACGCUCGAGCAGCUGUCCACCACGACCGCCGUGGUAGACAAGGGCCGCGCCUUCGGGAACCUCGGCGACUGCUACGACGCCCUCGGGGACUCGGAGGAGGCCAUUAAGUGCCACGAGCAGUACCUCGCCAUCGCCCUGAAGACGAAGAGCCCGAGGGACCAGGAGCGAGCCUACCGCGGCCUCGGGAGCUCCCACAGGUGCGUCGGGAACCUCCAGCAGGCACUCGUGUGCUACGAGAAGCGCCUCGUCGUGUCCCACGAGCUCAACAUCCCUGCUGCCAAGGGCUCCGCUUACGGCGAGCUCGGGCACAUCCACUACCUGCUGGGCAACUUCGAGCAGGCGAUUUCCUGCAUGGAACAUCAGCACAAGAUCGCCAGAGAGCUCGGGGACAAGCAGAGCGAGGGCGAGGCGGCGUGCGGCCUUGGCACCGUGUACCAGCAGAUGUGCGAGUACAACACGGCCCUCCGCUACCACCAACUGGACCUCAAGAUCGCCGGCGAGCUCACCAACCCCGCGGAGCAAGGGCGGGCGCACGGGAACAUCAGCCUCGCCUACGAGUCGCUGGGAAAUUUUGAGCAGGCGGUGACCCAUGGCGAGCAGCAUCUCAGCAUCGCCGCGCAGAUGAACGACAAGGUGGCCAAAACGCUGGCCUACGCCUCCCUCGGCCGCGUGCACCACGCCCUGGGCAACACCACCCAGGCCGUGGCGUACCUGCAGCAGGGCCUCCAGAUCGCCGAGCAGCUGGGUCGGCGCGAGGACGAGGCCAAGAUCCGGCACCGCCUGGGCAUGGCCCUGUGGGGGCACGGCGACCUGGAGGCGGCGCAGACGCAGCUCGACCGCGCCGCCCACCUGCUCGACACCAUCCGGCGGGAGGCGCGCGGCUCGCAGGACUACCGCCUGUCCCUGUUCGACCUGCAGACGGCUUCGUACCAGGCGCUGCAGCGGGUGCUGGUGGGCUUGGGCCGCAACGAGGACGCCCUGCUCGUGGCGGAGCGGGGGCGCACGCGCGCCUUCGUCGACCUCCUGCUGGAGCGGCAGGGCGCCUCGACCUCCUCCAGGGCGUCGCGCAUCGAGGACUCGACGCCAUCGUCCGUCGACCAGAUCGUGGACAUCGUCAACCGGCAGAAGGCGUCGGUGUUGUACUACAGCAUCGCCGCCGGUUGCCUCUACAGCUGGCUCAUCGUACCCAAUAAAGGAAUCGUGAAGUUCCACGAGGUGAGCGUGAGCGAGGUGGAGGCGGAGCGCGAGGGCGACUGCGGCGAGGACGCCGUCGGCACGUCGGGCUCGCUGCUGGAGCACUACAUCCAGUCGGUGCGUGACGCCCUCGGCGUGGAGUGCGGCGCCGGCGCCACGCGCGGCGGCGUGUCCAGCGAGACCGAGAGCGAGGCCGGCGACAUGUGGAACGCGCACCUGGAGGAGCUCGGCGACAAGCUCAACCACGAGGCCGACCGGACGGGCUUCCUGCGCAUGGUCAACCGCAACCACCUGUUCAACUCGUCCAACUACUCCCUGUCGUCGCUGUUCUCCCUCGGCUCCGUCAGCGGGUCCAUCGCCUCGGGCUCGGCCUCCAGACCGGGCUCGACGCGCUCCAGGAGGGUCACGUGGCAGGGCCCGUCGUGCCUGCGCUCGCUCUACGAGCUGCUGAUCGCGCCCAUGGAGGACCAUCUGCCCGAGACCGGCGUCACGAGGGAGCUCAUGCUGGUGCUGGAGGGCGACCUGUACCUCGUCCCGUUCCCGGUGCUCAAGGGCACCAACUCCAACGACUACCUGUGCGAGCGGUUCUCGCUGCUGGUGGUGCCGUCCAUCAGCGCGCUCAAGGUGAACCAGCGCUCCAAGAACUCGAAGCCGAGCGGCGAGCAGACGUCGGCGCUGGUCAUCGGGAACCCGAAGCUGCCGAGCACCGUGACGGAGCAGUGGGGCUGGGGCGACAUCCCCUACGCGGAGCAGGAGGCCACCAUCGUCGCCGAGAUGCUGCAGACGAAGGCCCUGACGAGCGCCUGCGCCAACAAGGAGGCCAUCAUUAGGCUCAUCUCGCAGGUGGAGUGCAUCCACCUGGCGACGCACGUGUCGUGGAAGCUGUCGGCCGUGAUCCUGUCGCCGGGCGAGUUCGUGGAGUCGCGCGCGUCGAAGCGGCUGUCGCACUCGUCGCAGCCCGAGGCCAUCCACGAGCACCUGGACGACGAGAGCUCCGACAUCGCCUCCACCAUCGACCUGCCGGCACUCUCCGAGUUCCUCCUGACGGCGGCCGAUAUUCUCAACCUCAAACUGAGGGCCAAGCUGGUCGUGGUGUCGUCGUGCCACACGCGGGACCACCACGGGCGCGCCAACAGCGACGGGGUGGUGGGCUUCAUCCGCGCGCUGCUGGCCGCCGGCGCCCAGUGCGUGCUGGUGUCCCUCUGGCCCGUCCCCGACACCGCCGUCAAGAUCCUCUUCAGAACAUUCUACUCGUCUCUGCUGCAGGGGGCGCGAGUGAGCCGGGCGCUGUCGGAGGCGCAGCAGACGGUCCAGACCACGAAGCACUUCGCCCACCCGGCCAACUGGGCGGGCUUCCUCCUCGUGGGCGCCGACGUCAAGCUCUCGAAUAAGGUGGCGCUGAUGGGUCAGGCGCUGUGCGAACUCCUACGCACGCCUGACAAGUGUCGCGACGCCCUCAGAGUCACGUUGCAUUUGGUCGAGAAGUCCCUCCAGCGCAUCCACCGCGGCCACCGCAACGCCAUGUACACGACGCAGAAAUCUAUCGAGAACAAGGUCGGGAACGUGAACGGCUGGAAGGACCUGCUGAUGAGCGUGGGCUUCCGGUUCGAGCCCGCGGCCAACGGCAUCCCCAGCAGCGUGUUCUUCCCCCAGAGCGACCCCGGGGAAAGGCUCACCCAGUGCUCGGCCAGUCUGCAGGCGCUGCUGGGUCUCUCCCAGACAUCCUUACAGGCAGUCUCGAAGCUCCUAGACUCCCCCGAAUAUGCAGAGGACGUCAUCUCCGUCAUGCGCGCCGUCAUCACCCAGUUCACCGUCAAGGACCUCGAGAACGAAUCCAUUGAGGUCCCGGUGCAUGUCAAGCUGUGGCGGGUCAACGGCUGCCAUGAGCUGCUGGCGUCGCUAGGCUUUGACCUGAUGGAGGUGGGGCGGGACGAGGUGACGCUGCGCACGGGGAAGCAGGCCAACAAGCGCAACAUCCAGUUCGCGCACCAGGCCCUGCUGGCGCUCUUCGACACCCAGGAGGCCCCGAAGAGCCUGAGCGUCGACUCGAGCAGCAGCCUCGAGUCCCUGGUGAGCACCGACGACGAGGAGGAGUCCGUGGCCGCCCCCCCGCCGCCGCCGCCGCCCUCGCAGCCGCUCCUGCCGCACCGCACGGCGCCGCUGCUGCUGGGCCGAGGCGCCUUCUCCAGCUACGUCAGGAACCGCGGCGAGCCCGACGGCGCCCGCGCCUCCACCAGCGAGCAGAAGGGGCGCGAGAGCGACGCCGCCUUCACGCCCUCGCCCGUGGACCCGGGCGCCAAGUACGCCCGCGCCUUCCGCUCGCCGCACGGCCCUCCCAGCGACACGGGCUCGCCGCAGCCGUCGCCGCGGCUGUCCCUGACGCUGGCGCACCAGAACAAGAUCCGCUCCAUGUACACGUCCAACUCGCCGGCCAGCGACGGCGGCGGCAAGCGGCCCGACAGCUCGUCGAGCACGAGCAGCAUGACGGACUGGGAGAGCGGCCAGGCCACGGUGCGGCGCCAGCCCCUCGCCAAGCCCGUGAUUCCCUCCAAGGCGCCCAUCUCCGCCACGCACAGCCGCGUCAGCGACGUCAGCGCCGGCUUCAUGCGCCCGCACUACGUGUCCAUCAACAAGAGCAACUCGCAGGCGUCGUCGGGCUUCGAAUCGCAGAGCUCCGACUCCGACUUCGGGCCGCGGCGCACGGGCACCGUCAGGAGCGUGUAUACCACGGUGGGCAGCGCGUCCACGCUCAAGCUCAGCAAGAGCGCCACCAUGGACACGCUGGACCGCCUGAGCGUGCGCACGGAGGUGGGGCGCCCCGUGGUCGGCGGCGCCCGCGGCCGGCGCGACCGUAGCACCGAGCGGGAGCUGUCCGGCGACAACGCGGAGGGCCAGGCCGCAGGCGCCAGCGCCGCCGUCGUCAGCACGGCCGCCGCGGAGGCCGGCGAGACGCGGGCGGUGCAGACGCGGAAGAUGCCGGAGGUGCAGCUGGACUCGUCCAUCGGGAAGCUGCUGCGGCCGCGCACGAACCACGCGGCGACGAUCCACGAGAACGACUCGCUGUACAACUACCGCUCGGGCGACGAGAUGUCCCUAAAGAUGGGCCACAUGGGCCACAAGAGCAUCCAGGACCACAUCAUCGCCACGCAGAUGUCGCGCCUCAACCGCGAGAUGCCCAUCAGCGACGUGUACCACGAGCGCAACCUAGGCCUGGGCCUGGCGCCGCCGCUCUCCAAGCUGCUCAUGUCGGCGGCGCAGCCCAUCGUGGCGCCCGACCACGCCGACGCCGAGACCAAGUCCGCGUCCGAGGAUAGCUUCGGCAACUUCGACAAGCUGUCGCUGGCCGACGACAACCAGCUGGCGCUGCCGCCCAAGCCCGACUUCAAGCCCAAGCCGCCGCCCAUCCCGCCCAAGCGCUUCGGGCCCAAGCCGUGGGUGUCCGCGCACCCGCAGGUGGCCAGCAUGGGCGUCGGCCUGGACACGUCGAGCGGCCUCCCGCAGGCCAGCGUGGCGGAGCUGAGCCGCCGCGACGAGGGCGACGGCCGCUCCAUGACGGACUCGCACUACUCGGGCUACUCGCCCUCGCGCGGCGCCGGCGCCAGCAAGCCCGCCGAGCUGAGCGGCCCCUUGGCGCCGCCCGCGCAGGCCAGGGGCUACUACGAGCUCAAGAACAGCGCGGGCGUGAGCGGCGCCGAGAGGGAGCAGGACACGCUGGGCGCGGGCCCGCAGCGCCCCGACGAGGCCCUCCUGCACACGGUGGCCGACCUGCACACCUACGCGGCCUUCAACCCCGCCUACGAGCACGACGAGCCCCUGGCCAUGGGGUCGGUGGGAGCGCGCAUCGGCUCCUCGGAGAUCGCCGAGUACAUGGAGCAGCUGCUGGGCACGACGGAGCCCUCGGAGAACGACCAGUCGGACGAGGCGUCGGAGGCCAAGGCCAAGACGUGCAAGCGGCCGGGCAAGCACCCCGUGGCCUGGAGCAAGGCCAAGGGCCACAAGCAGUUCUCGCACCACACGCAGCAGUCGUCGUCGUGCUAGCCCUCGGCGGGCGCCCCGAGCGAGGCCCGAGCGGAGGCCCCGUGAGACGCUGCCCCUCCCGCGCCGCGGCCGGACUCGGAGCCCUCGCGUCCCUUGUAAAUAGUGUGUAUUUAGGACCUGGGGAAGAGAAGACGAGGGGGGGGGGGUCAGAGAGACUGCUGGUGCCACGCCCUGCCCCCGCGAGUGCCAAGUGCGGGAUGCCAUAUUGUGUGAAUGUCGAAGACGAGGUUUCGGGAAUUCUGUCGGUGCCAAAGCCUUACAAAACCUGUUCCAAGCGCGCCUCGUCUUUCGCCUCGUUCCGAUCCCAAGACGAGUGGCCAAACCUGAGUGAGUGUUUCGUGAGGUCUGAGUGUGUCAUAACCUUUUCCUGACUAAAGGAAGCUUCUUUGUAUAAUUUACCAAGAGGUACUAUUGCCCGAGAAUGUGUCGCAAAUGACGCUAUACGUUGUAUAUUUUUUUCCACAAAUGAAUCAAUAGAAUAAAUAAAAAAA